ACCAUAUAUAUUAGGCCUGGCACAACUUUUAUAACAUAUUGAAAUAAAAUUACCUCAAACUAUGAUUUUUUCGUGGCAAAAGCUUCGUUUUAUACUGGCGGUCGUUCUGCUGUACGCCCUGCACUGGAGUGCCAGCUUGAGGGAGACCCUGCUACCGGGUGGGGAUAGCUACAGCCUGCCAGCGUUGGAUAUGUGUCGCCUGGACUUCACCCACUGCUACUCCAUUUGCUGGCUGCUGUUCCACCUGACGCCUUGCCCUUUCAUGUCGCUGCUGGUGAUCGUCCUGUUAACAGGAUUCUUCUACUACACGCUUUUACUCGCAUGCGGAUAUGUCGUUUGCUCCCGACAUCAUAAAUGGCGCAGCUACCGAAGAGCUUUAAGCACUGUGGAGUGUUUGUUGAUGGACAUGCAGCUGGAGGGGGAAACUGGCGCGCCACAAGAGGCUAUAGAGCCACCUCCAGCUCAGCCGGAGACCCCGCCUCGCAGAAAAAGACGACAGGCACCACAGCCUCCAGCCGCGAGUCCCCAUCCCUGUCAAAAUAAUCCGUUUGGGUCGACAACGACCCCGCAGUGCUUCACAGAAACACCGGAUCCCGAUAUUUACAGGACCAUGCGGCAGAAUUUGCAACGAGCCUUGGAUGGAUUACAGAAACCCCUGCCUUUGCCAGCUCCAUUUCUGCUGCCGUUGCCGAUGCCAGAACCGCUUCCCUUACCGACAUUCCUUCCCCAAUUGGAUGAGCCACUCGCAGUGUCCCAAUCUGGGUGCUCGGUGGCUCAGGAAAAGCUAAAAUCCCGUCCCAAGCUGCUGCGUGGAAUUUUGAAGCGGCUUGGCAUAAGUUCAAAGAAGAGUCAACGGGACAAGGACUCAAGCAGCAGCAGCCCUAUCCGGCCACUCUGGCAGAGACUGAGAUCUCGAAUGAGUCUCACGGUUGCAGCUGAUACUCCGGCCAACUCAUCCAGGUCGUCCACAACCGAUGAGCUCCUGUACAUGUAUCCCCAUGAAGUGCGACAAAGAAUGAGGUGGAAGAACAGCUACACAUAGCCAAGACCUAAGCUUCUUCCUGGCCAGCGUGACCCUGACGCACAUAUACAAUCCACUCUAUUCGAAUCUUUUU
Messenger RNA from Drosophila guanche, 1115 nucleotides. RefSeq lists its product as uncharacterized. Lineage: Eukaryota; Metazoa; Arthropoda; Insecta; Diptera; Drosophilidae. The transcript has a single exon. The record is from RefSeq and is a predicted model, not a curated record. Bases 62 to 1042 code for a protein of 326 amino acids.